Molecule: messenger RNA, 1337 nt
Organism: Pseudomassariella vexata
Lineage: Eukaryota; Fungi; Ascomycota; Sordariomycetes; Amphisphaeriales; Pseudomassariaceae
Product: Rtf2 RING-finger-domain-containing protein
Exons: 1
Coding region: 367-1206 (279 amino acids)
Biological process (GO): site-specific DNA replication termination at RTS1 barrier; mitotic DNA replication termination
Cellular component (GO): nucleus
Source: RefSeq, a predicted model, not a curated record
GGUAUAGUUCAUUUGACAGCAUCCUAUCCAGCAGGAAAAGUAUAUCAAGGUUGUCACUCCAACCCGCUUGCUCUAUCAACUAGACAUACAUAGCCCCACUUAUCCCUUGGUCUUACCGCUGAGGCGUUCCACCUGAACACGAACGAUCGCAGUUGUCGCAAACUGAACACCUGCACAAUAACUCUCAAGGCGCGCAUCUCUAAGCUUUUGGCUCAGCUUAGCGACCAGCGAUACAGGUCUGAGGAGCGACUACACUACAGAAGGCAGCCUGAGCUCAUUCCGAACCUUCAAGAACGUUCAACACAGCGACCCCUAUCAACAAAUUUGGCGAACCCGAAAUACCCAAGCGCAACUCUCUCCAUCAAGAUGGGUAACGAUGGUGGCUCAAUCCCCAAACGCCGCGAGCUCGUCAAAGAAGCAGCCCGACUCCCCUCAGCGUCCGAACUCAAAGAAGCAGCCGCGGAAAACUUGAACCACUCCUGGUCCUUCUGUCCCUUAUCCUCGAGUGCCAUAGAUCCCACCAACACGGUUUCCGACUGGCGCGGCCGACUGUACAACUACGAAUCUAUCCUGCAAUGGCUCCUUCCCUCACCCGAAACUUCGAUACCCGAGACGCAAGAGGAGGCGUUCAAAAGCACUGGAAUUAGAAAUCUGAAGGAUGUGUUGAAGCUCAAGUUCACAAUUAGGAAGGACGAGAAGGGCCGUGAGUUCAGGGCGUGUCCAAUUAGCCUGAAGGAAUUGGGCGCGGCGACGAAAGCACUCUACAUCGUGCCGUGCGGCCAUGUGUUUGCCGAGGUGGCAAUGAAGGAAAUCUUCGAUUCCGAGGGGACUGAGGCCGAACAUAGAUGCCCGGAGUGUAGCGAAGUGUUCGAGACGGAGAAUGUGAUCCCUAUUCUGCCUUCCUCCGAAUCCGAGAUCGCCAGACUCGCGUCACGGCUCGAGAGUUUGAAGGCAAGGGGGUUGUCGCAUACCCUGAAAAAGGACAAAAGCAAUGGGAAGAAGAAACGCAAGGCCGAGGAGGGCGCGAAUGGCGACAUACAGAAUAGCAACAAGAAAGAGAAGAAAGACAAGGAGAGUGGCAUCGAGAGUCGGAUCAACAAUGCAAGCACGGCCUCUCUGACGGCCAAGGUACUCGCGGAACAAGAGGAGAAGAGCAAAAGAAGGAAGAUAGCCGAAGGGCAUAAACGGAGUGAGGCUGUCAGGUGAGUAAAGAGCAACAUUACUCAGCGUAAUAAGAGCAACACUAGAAGCAUUAUGCGACAUAGGAGAGAAAUUGGAGAAACUUGCCAUAUAUAUUUAGCUAGCUGCCGUAGCUUAGCAACGGUCAAUUAAUCAGG